Didymodactylos carnosus is the source of this 2560-nucleotide messenger RNA. The record is from the annotation of a GenBank genome assembly. Lineage: Eukaryota; Metazoa; Rotifera; Eurotatoria; Philodinida; Philodinidae.
UGCAUACGAAAACCUAUAAAAUUAGUGUUUAGAAGUUUUUGCAUUACUUUUAUGACACAUGUUCACGCAAUAUAAGAGAUAAUUUCUCACAAGUUCUUUCGGUGAUACUAGAGACCACAUUAAGCAGCCACUGUUCAUUAUUUCUGUGCGUAGCCGUGUAUCAGUAAAUGGACUCUGGCUCCUUACAGAUCUUAUGAAAACAAACUUUCCUAUAUAUCAUUCGACGUGCCUCGAGCUUCUCUACAACACGGCAUAUUGGAUUCUUGAUUAUGAAUAGAUCACCAAAUCCGACAGGAUCACAGUGGGCAACUUUGACUAGACGCGUGAACAUGUGUCAUAAAAGUAAUGCAAAAACUUCUAAACACUAAUUUUAUAGGUUUUCGUAUGCACUCUUUCCAAUGGUGUAAUUUACAAGUUCAAAGAUGUUGUUACUCGGUCUCUGGAAAACCAGACUAAAAGCAUUUUUGAACGUUGUAAAUUCCACCAUUGGAAAGAGCGCAUACGAAAUCUAUAAAAAUAGUUUUCGUAAGCUUUCAAGCUACUUCUAAGGCAAAAAUCCUAGUGCCUAGCCAAAAUUGCUACGGGAAUGCUGCAAAUCUGUCAUUUCAUUAAACCAAGUAUUUCUUGCACAUAAAAACAUACAACUGACAUAUCACUCGAUGCAAUUCGAUGCCCUGAUUCUAAAUAGGUCAUUUUUAUUGAAUAAUAACAUUUCUGAGUCAAGAAAAAUAGAAAAUAUCUAGAAAACCAUGGAUAUUUUGAAAAACCUGCUGUACAAUCCAGGUGCAUUUAUGCAUGUUUAUGCAUUCAUCAUAGUUGAAGGACAUGUAGAAGAACAUUCUGUAAAAGUCUGAACGAGUUUCGAGUUGGGAUGUGGAGGGGAGGCUCAUUUUACUGAAACUAUCCAUUUAUUAACAGCUCUAAUUAUCUCGUCUUGAAGAGAAAAAAAUGCGAUUUUCAAUCGGCUGACUAUGCUUUUUUGCGUGUAGUCGAUAGUCGUAGACUUUCAUGUAUUCAGCAGUGUCCAUCACCAAAGAUGGGAACAUGUACCAAACUUUGUCAGAAAUUUACCAUGAAAUAGCACUACAAAAUGCACUAUUGUGAAGUUCUUUAAAAAGGUAGCGUGAUGUCCAAACCUUCCCUGCAUUGAAAACUAGUGAUCAAUUUUUAGACCCAUUUUUCUCUUUUAAUGUCGUAAAAUUUCAUUUUUUGAUUCGAUCAUACUCCUUCUUCAAAUCUAAGGCCGUAUUCAUGAUCAGCAAGCAAAACUGCACCAGAUGGGUAAUAUUCGAAGAUUCCAGUCAUCAUUCCUGUACCCGUCGUAUGUCAAAUUCUAGUAAUGGCUCACUUCUCUAGAAACUUUUUUAAGUUUUGCAGACCUAUCUAGUUUCUUUUGUAGUCGACUUUUUUAUUUCAUUAGAAGCGCCUCUAAACGAGCUUUAAAAGUACGGAUCACUUUUUUUUUUAUUUUGCUUUAUUACUAAGAAAAUACAGUUUUUCUGAAUCAGGAGCGAAAACGUCGAAAUUCUCUAUUUUUUCAACCAGAACUCACUUUUUAUGCAAUUAAAAUACCAUAUUCGGAGUCAGUGUCGAAAACUGAGUCGAACGAUAUAUGUCUCACAAUUUUCCGUUGAUUUUCAUUUUUUGGUGAAAAUCUUAGUAAUUUAAAUAAAUUAUUCUACGUGAAAAUUCGAAAAAAAACAAAAGUGGUCGAAAACUUUUGAGACAUAUAUCAUUCGACUCAGUUAUCAACGCUGACUCCGAACACGAGAAGAAAACAAAACAAAAGAACUAGAUUUUGAAGGAGUGAAAUAUUUUGUGUUAUUCUAGAAUGAAACCGAUGGUCUAGUUUACGGACAUGAGUACGAUUCAUCAAUAAAAGAUGAUAACAAUGCGAAAAUAACAAUAACAUCUCAGACAGCAGCAGAGAUGAAUGCACCGACAAGAGGAAGAAAGAGAAAAGCUGAUUUAAUGUGUGUUGUAUGUGGUGGUCUAGCAUACGGUUAUAACUUUGAUGCGAUUACAUGUGAAUCCUGUAAAGCAUUUUUUAGAAGAAAUGCUCUUCAACCAAUGGAACAAUCGAAAUGUAUUAGUGAUACAUCAAGUAUGUGUGAUAUAUCAAAUAACGUUAAAAGAAAAUGUAAACGUUGUCGAUUAGAUCGAUGUUUUCUAAUGGGUAUGAGAAAAGAUUAUAUUCUGACAAGUGAAGAAAAAUUAUUAAAAAAGAAGCGUAUUGAAGACAAUAAGCGAUUAAAAUAUAUGAAAUCUACAGAUAGUGAUAAUCAUAAUAACAAUUCAGAACCUCAGGUAAGAGAAAAAGAAUAUUAUUCUACAGAUAUAUGAUGUAUUUCUAGCUAGAGACAUCGGAAAAAUGGCGAAAAAUUAGACUAUAACAUGUAAACAUAAUACAAUUGAUUUCUCUAUAAUCACAUGAAAAGAUUUUGUUACCAUGAAUGUUUUGAAAUGAGCUUAUUUAACAAGUUAUGAUGUUGAAAAUAGUGCAUGUUCAGUAUAUCAGAGUAUAUCAGAUUAACGAGCAGUUUAAGUUAAUCGUCAAAAU